AUGCAAACGUCCAAGAAGAAGUCAGGACCGAGAUUUCUACUCUCGCCCCAGCAGAAAAAAGACCUCAAGGAAGCUUUCGAUCUAUUCGAUCUGGAAGGUGUUGGAAAAAUCAACGCUAAAGAUCUAAAAGUAGCCAUCAGAGCGUUGGGAUUCGAGCCCGGCAAGGAGGAAAUACGGAAAAUGGUAACAGAAAUCGAUAAAACCGGGUCCGAGAAAAUCUCAUUCGACGAUUUCCUGCACUUGUUGGCCCUGAAGAUGUCCGAAAAGGACUCGAAGGAAGACGUAAUAAAGGCCUUCCGGCUGUUCGCCGACGAUCCGGACGGCAAGAUAUCCUUCUGGAAUUUAAAGAAGAUAUCCGAGGAGCUGGGCGAGGACAUGACCGACGAACAAAUCCAAGAGAUGAUCGAAGAAGCCGAUAAGGAUAGGGACGGCGAGGUCAGCCAGGACGAGUUCAUGAGGAUGAUGACCAGAUCGAAUUCGGUGUAAUUUUUGCCUGUAUAUGUAUCGAUAAAUGACGCGGAAACGCCGACGAAGAGAAAGUUCCAGUAAAUUCGUGUAAUUUAGUCGGUUACAGUCGAAUACCUGUAAUAACAUAACGAUAAUAUCAAUAAUUUACGAGAAAUUGCC
Molecule: messenger RNA, 627 nt
Organism: Phyllotreta striolata
Lineage: Eukaryota; Metazoa; Arthropoda; Insecta; Coleoptera; Chrysomelidae
Source: the annotation of a GenBank genome assembly